GGUGGGCGUACGGCAAAAGGGGAGAAAACUAGGAAGAGAGAAGAGAGAGCGCUUAUCAUAUCAUUAAUCACGGCCAGCUCACCAUUGCGAUUUGAUGAUAUGCUCUUCUGUUUAUCUCUCUCUCUCUCUCUCUCUCUCUAAUUAACAGCACCCACCCACCCAACUGAUCAUUCAAAUCUCUUUCUCUCUCUCUCUAUUUCUAUCUCUCUCUGUUUGGUUUCUCUCAAAUCUCACCCUUCAUUUCUUCUUCUUCGUCGUCGUCGUCGCUGCCUCUGGUCUCUGUCUCUGUUACCGUGAAUCUAUUCUGCCCUUUACUAUUAAUUGUUGAAAACUCGGAACUUUUUUCUUCUUCUUUUGUUGUAUGGCCCGGUUGUUCUUCCCCUUCCCUUCCCCGAGUCCUCUGUUGUAAGGGAAGGAAGGAAAUUCUGAGAUACUCGCCCCUCGCUUCUCCCUUCUCCUUGGGGAAUUUCUCGCCUUUGAAUGGUGGGUGUAACGACCUUGGAAUCACAGAGCUAGCCGUCAAGGGUGUUUUAGGUCGCCUCUGAAAGUUUGAAUUGAUCAACGGUGUCUGCAUCCUCCUUCGCGAAUCGCCUGCAUCUGCAGUUUGAUACCAUCUUUGGAUUCUGAUCCGAAAAGGAAUCGUUCUUUCUGGUGGGUUUGUUGGAGGAGAAUUAUGUAAGUUAUGGUUUCAACUGGGCUUAAGAGAAUUGUUUCAAGCUGCUGGAAGCCUGCGGUGGACGGAGAAUCUGUCAAUUGCAGAGCUGGAGACCCGGCCACUGGACGUGCUGAUGGAUUGUUGUGGUACAAAGAUGUUGGACGACAUGUGAAUGGUGAAUUCUCCAUGGCUGUGAUUCAAGCUAACAAUCUACUUGAAGAUCAGAGCCAACUUGAAUCUGGGCCCUUGAGUUCACUUGAAUCGGGGCCUCAGGGUACCUUUGUGGGAGUUUAUGAUGGCCAUGGAGGCCCAGAAGCUGCCCGAUUUGUCAAUGAGCGCCUCUUUGAGAAUAUCAAGAAAUUUACAUCGGAGAGUUAUGAAAUGUCUAGUGAUGUGAUCACCAGAGCAUUCUUGGCCACAGACGAGGAGUUCCUUGGCCUAGUGAAGAACCAAUGGCUAGACAAGCCACAAAUUGCUUCUGUGGGAGCAUGUUGUUUAGUAGGGGUAGUAUGUAGUGGACUGCUAUACAUUGCCAAUGCAGGUGAUUCUCGGGUGGUAUUAGGAAGGCUUGAAAAGACCAUGAAGCAACAGGAAGAAGUUAAGGCAAUUCAGUUAUCGUAUGAACACAAUGCCAGUGUCGAAUCUGUGAGAGAGGAGUUGCAACAAUUGCACCCCGAUGAUCCUCAGAUUGUGGUACUGAAACACAAAGUUUGGCGCGUCAAGGGGCUAAUCCAGGUAUCAAGAUCGCUAGGAGACGCCUACCUAAAAAGAUCAGAGUUCAACCGUGAACCUCUAUUAGCGAAGUUUAGAUUGCCUCGACCAUUUGAAAACCCAAUCUUGCUAGCAGAGCCAACAAUCAAAGUGCAGAAACUAACUCCUGAGGAUCAGUUUCUGAUAUUUGCAUCGGAUGGCUUGUGGGAGCACCUGACCAAUCAAGAGGCAGUUGACAUUGUUCAUACUUGUCCUCGUAAUGGUGUAGCGAGGAAGCUCUUAAAGGCUGCACUCCAAGAAGCAGCAAAAAAGAGGGAGAUGAGAUACUCGGACUUGAAAAAAAUCGACCGUGGCGUGAGGAGACAUUUUCACGAUGACAUUACAAUUGUAGUUUUGUUUUUGGAUUCCCAUACCAUAAGUCGCAGCAUGUCCGGAAGUCCAAGUGUUUCAGUAAGAGGAGGAGGAGGUGUGCCAACUUGGACAUAGCUCCAACGUUUAGUCUCUCGGAAUUCAACUACCAUGUUCAAUGUCCCUUGAUGUAAGCAUAUGAUCACGUCACCAAUUCACAUCGGUGGAUGCAUGCCAUGACAAUUAUGUAUAAAAUUAUCAUCACUAACAUCCGAUAUUCGUGAAUUGUACGGUCUAAACACAUGCUUAUACCGGGGAUUGUAAGCUGGCUAGCCAGAUUGAAUAUCCGUCUAAGGCUAGGGGUUGAGAUGGGGAAUGGGAGAUGGGAAGAACCAAGAGGGGUAUUAUUGAGCAAUAUGGCAUUUGGAGUAUAAAAAAGAGAACCCAUUUUGUGCAAUUUUCCUCCCUUUUUUUUACCAGGAGAUGAGGGAGUUGCAAAGAAAGAUUCAUUAUUGUUUCUUUCUUAGUUUCCCUCCAAUUCUAUAGCCAAACCUACUUAAAGGACAGAGAAAAUUCAGGGAAAAUAGGAGGGGAAAAAAGUUCAGUUCUGUUUAGUUCAUCAGUGGGCUAGCACAUAUGAAUAUUAUGUUGUAUAAGUAACUCUAUUCGUUCUGCAAAUUUCAAAUCAUAGUUAGCACCAUAAAAUAUCGUUUCGUUAAUUUGUCUGAUCCA
Messenger RNA from Linum tenue, 2446 nucleotides. Lineage: Eukaryota; Viridiplantae; Streptophyta; Magnoliopsida; Malpighiales; Linaceae. The record is from the annotation of a GenBank genome assembly.